CUGAUCCUCGAGAAAGAUUCGGAUGAUGACAUGGUGGAUGCCACCUAUGCGUCGGCGGAGAAUGUGCAAAUUCGUACGAUGGAUGGGAGCUCGCUGAAUCCUGGGAAGGGUCCUGUUCCCAAGGUUACGGGUGCCGGCGCUGGGAAAGGCCCUGUUCUUACGGGUACGGAUGGCGGCACUCCUUCGAAAAGGAAGCCUCGCCGCCCAAAAACCCACCCCCCGGUCCAGGCAGGUGAGCGUGCGGCUCCCCGGGCAGAUGAGGCGAGGGCGGGGGCACCCCCGUUAUCGGCUGUUACUGAGCCUCUACCUAACCGGGAGGUUCCAUCGGUGGGUAGUGCUGCUGCCGCUUCCUCGUUGGCGGCGGGGGAAGACACCUUGGCGAAGAGGAAGCUCAGGAAGGGGAAGGCGCCAAUGGUGGGCUCGGUGGAUGAGGGAGCUGUGCCUAUUACAAAAGCAACAGACGCUUUGGGCCUGAAUCCGCCUGGGCCCGCGAGAGGCAAGAGGAAGUUGAGGAAGGCCCAUGUUCCUGCGGGGGAGGAGAAGAAAGAAACUGGGCCUGUGUCUAAUGCAGUUUUGCAAGGGGAGGAGCCCACAUGCGAGCCAAAGAUGGUGGGAGCCCAUGUUCAACCCUGCAGCACGAAGGCGAGCAAGGAGUCGGCCCUUUUAAUGGAUGGGGACUCGGAGGGGCGUGACUAUGAGGGCUUGUGGAGGUGCUUAGGUCAAGGGAAGACGAUUGAAAGAGUUGACGUUGAUGCCAACUGUGAAGCGGUGAAUAAAUGGAUGGAUAUAGAGAUCGAUCUUGAUACACUGUACAACUCAACGGCAAUGCAUCUUUUGUCCAGAAUAGUCAACGAAAUAUUCUAGUUAUUACCUACUGUUUUGUUUGCGG
Molecule: messenger RNA, 889 nt
Organism: Linum tenue
Lineage: Eukaryota; Viridiplantae; Streptophyta; Magnoliopsida; Malpighiales; Linaceae
Source: the annotation of a GenBank genome assembly